AUGGCAGAGAGCAAAAGCGAUAACUCUGUCGUGCAAAAGUUGCAGGAGGCCAAAGAAGCUCAGGAGGCAAAGGAGGCGCCGGAAGCGCAGGAGCCCCAGGAAACCCAGGAGGCCAUGGAGGCCAUGGAGGCCACGGAGGUGCCGGGGGCCCAGGAAGCCCAGGAGGCGCAGGAGGUGCAGGAGAUGCCGGGGGCCCAGGACUCGCUGGGAGCGCAGGAGGCACCGGGGGCGAUGGAGGCGACGGGGGCGCAGGAGGCAUCGGGGCUCCAGGAGGCCGAGGAGGCGCAGGAGGCGCCGGAGCGCCAGGAAGCGACGGAGGCCCAGGAGGUGACGGAGGUUCAGGAGGCGAUGGAGGCCAAGGAGGCGCCGGAAGCACGGGAGGUGCCCCUGGCCCAGGAGGCGCCGGCGGUCCCGGAAACCCCCCCGGACGCCCAGGACAAUCCGGACGCCCAGGAGGCCCUGGGAGGAGAUGAAACAUUUAGCUGCGACACCAAAUGUGCAUAACAAUCAAGUAAAUACGAAUCUUCUGGCUUGCCCAGUCGGAACUUUUCCGAAGACCUUCAGCAGUUAACUUGAACCUCUGCAAUAAAGUUUUUUUU
Messenger RNA from Dermacentor silvarum, 599 nucleotides. Its product is annotated as lethal(3)malignant brain tumor-like protein 3. The transcript has 2 exons. The coding region runs from base 1 to 504 and encodes 167 amino acids. Lineage: Eukaryota; Metazoa; Arthropoda; Arachnida; Ixodida; Ixodidae. The record is from RefSeq and is a predicted model, not a curated record.